Molecule: messenger RNA, 2170 nt
Organism: Ziziphus jujuba (common jujube)
Lineage: Eukaryota; Viridiplantae; Streptophyta; Magnoliopsida; Rosales; Rhamnaceae
Product: mitotic spindle checkpoint protein BUBR1
Exons: 12
Coding region: 795-1943 (382 amino acids)
Biological process (GO): mitotic spindle assembly checkpoint signaling; meiotic sister chromatid cohesion, centromeric
Molecular function (GO): protein kinase activity
Source: RefSeq, a predicted model, not a curated record
GAACCACCUGAUAUAGUAGAUGCCAUCGGGACAGGACUGGGACUGGAGGAUCUUCUUCUUCUUUCUACUUGUUGCUUUUUGUAUCUCUUCACCUUCACCUUCACCUGAGUGAUCAUGUAACCACGCUUCUAGGGAUAUUCGCAAAUGCUCUGCCCUCGGUGGGGAAUAUUACAAUACUUCAACAAUCAACCGCUGCUCUCAUUAAGCAAAGGUGGGGUUGGGGGGACCCAUUGUUGGUGGUAUCUAAUCUAAUCUUAUUGUGAUUGCCUCUGGGGGUGGGGUGAACAUUAUCUACACCAACAACCAACCUACUUUGGGAAUUUCGGACUACGUCUUUCUCUUGUUUCUUUUGAACUUUUCCAAAAAACAAUUCCUCGGCCCAUGGAUUUCUAGGCCAAACCCAAAGUUAACGUUCCCGGCCCAUUCAAAUUUUAACGGAUAGUCUCAGAUCAGAUAUAGGAAAUUCAAAACUGAAUUUUUUAUAUAUAUUUUGUCUUGGGAUGAGCGAGAAAUUCAAAAGUGUGGAAUGAACGAAUGAAUCUCUACUCGCUGUAGUAAGGUAGGGCCAGCGCACGCUUUCCUCCAAGUCAUCCCAUCUCUUUAUAUACAUAUAUAAUAUUCAAAUUCAGAAAGGUAAAUACAAAUACAGUAAGAGGAAGAAUUGGUAACGGUCAUAUUUCUCAAGAAAGAAACUUGAAGAUUUGAAAGAAACCCUCUUUAUCUUUUUUUUUUAUAAGUUGUCUUGUUAGUGUGUCAAGUCGUUGUAUCGUAUUGUAAAUUGAAAUUGCAGUGUUAUGGAGUUGUUUGACCCAGAGACGGAGUUCCUUGUGUCGAAGCGAGAGACGGGGAACGAGUGGGAACUGUUCAAGGAAAAUGUAAGGCCUCUGAAGCGAGGCCGAAAGAUUGAGCUCUUAAACAGUGCCCUCAAGUCCCACAGUCACAAUCUCCUCGGCAAGUCGUCCCUCCUUCAUCAUCGAAGGCAGUUGAUUGAAGCCAUUGAUGACUACAAAGGAGAUGAUCCUCUCCACCCAUGGAUCCAGUGCAUCAAAUGGGUCCAGGAAGCAUUUCCACCUGGUGGAGACUCAUCUGGAUUGGUUGUAAUAUAUGAACAAUGCGUUCGCACCUUUUGGCAUUCAGACCGCUACAGAGAUGAUCUCCGCUAUUUGAAAGUUUGGUUGGAAUAUGCUGAAAAUUGUGUUGAUGCUCAAGUCAUAUACAGUUUUCUGGAUGCUAAUGGAAUUGGGAAGACACAUUCCCAAUACUACAUAUCCUAUGCUUUGCACUUGGAAUCCAAUAAUAAACUCAAACUUGGAAAUGAGAUAUUGAAUCUUGGGAUAUCUAGGAACGCCCAACCCAUAGAGAAAUUGAAGGAUGCCUAUAGGAAGUUUCUUGCACGCUCAAUGACAAGACAAAAUGCUACCGCUGAGGAUGCAAUGGAGAAAUGCUUACCAGUUCGAAGCUUUGGAACCGUCCUGGCUAGGGGAGAAAAUCGAACACAAACCAGUCAGAACUCUGAUAUGUCCAAGAAAAAUUCAAAGCAAGAUAGGGGGGGUUAUGCUGCUCCAUUUAACAUCUAUAAAGAUUCAAGUGUUGUUGAUACUGCAAUGCUUCAGCAGCAAGAUAUAUCAGAGACAGACCUAAAUUCUUGGCUCUCUCUUGGUGGCCGAGCGGAGAGAAAUAAAGAAAAUAAUGCAAUCCCCACGAAGUGGACAUCUUACAAGAUUCCACAAAGACCAGGCCCCAGAACUGGAGGAACAAGUGCUUGUAUUGAGGUGUUCGUUGAUGAAGAAUGUGAAGAAAUGAAGCACAAAAAGAACAUGGAGAGUGGCAAGUCUUCAACGUUGAAGCUUAGACAAGGGGAUGAACGGGACCUCAAAAAAGAAGCGGAGUUGUUGAGGGAGAACCCAUUACGCUAUUUUCCCCCAGCCAGCCUUCCUAGAUGAUGAUAUUAUAUUAUCAGCUUUUAUCUCUAAAAGCCUGACUCAUUUUAUAUGGUUUUGGCCCUUGUGGUUAAUUCACUUUGCUUUUUUAAUUCAUGUUUGCAGUCAAUAUUCCUCAGCAAUGGUAUGAAGUUGCUGAAAAUGGGAGUUUCAAUGUUUUUACUAGUUAGGAGGGACUUCAAAUCUGAAUUUUAACCUCAAUUGAGAACUAUCUAUCAUUUGUGGUUUCA